Molecule: messenger RNA, 3581 nt
Organism: Hippocampus comes (tiger tail seahorse)
Lineage: Eukaryota; Metazoa; Chordata; Actinopteri; Syngnathiformes; Syngnathidae
Gene: klhdc3l
Product: kelch domain containing 3-like
Exons: 8
Coding region: 313-1617 (434 amino acids)
Cellular component (GO): Golgi apparatus
Molecular function (GO): protein binding
Source: RefSeq, a predicted model, not a curated record
AAAAACAUUUCGUUCCUUGUAAGAUUCAACAUUUGUGCAUUGGCAUGUCUUUACAGAAAACAAUUGCAGCGUGGAUUUAUUCAACAAAUUAGAGUAUACAUGUUGACCUAAUACACCCACCUAAAGAAACGAAUUGCAUUAUUGACAAAACGGACAGUAAUCCAACCUCCUUUUUAACGUUUAUAUUUACGAGGCAGCCUGAAUGCAUUGUCGAUCAAUUUUUGCGAGUCAACGUUUGAUGGAAGAGCUGCGGCAACUAUUUCGUAAGUAACGCAUAUGAAAAUGGUCCAGUAAGGUCGGCAUGGACAUACAAUGAGUCAAAAUAAUACCUGCCUGUGGAGCCAGCUUCCACAAGGCAUCCGUGUUCCUUGUGACCGCUACAAGCAUGCCUGCUGCAGCCAUGAUGGGAAUGUCUAUCUUCUGGGAGGAAGAGACAACAGCACUUUGAGGGACUUUUGGAGGUACAGUGUAGUGCGUAAUGAAUGGACAGAGUUGAGCUGUGUAGGUGAAGCCGCACCGGAGGAAGUAGAGGAACAUUCCAUGGUCGUUCAUAAGGGCUUUAUAUACGUGUUUGGAGGCACACUGGAUUCAGCAUACACAUCGCUGAGAUGUCCUCUCUGGGUGUUUGACAUUGCAAAGCAGAAAUGGGCUCACUGUCCGAGAAGAGCAAGUGUCCCUCAGACCCCUAUGCCAACCAACAGAAAGGGCCACAGUGCGGUGGUGAUUGGUUCAUCCAUGCUGGUGUACGGUGGCUUCAUAGAUAUAAAGGGAUCAUCUCAAGAAUUUUGGAGUUUGGAUUGUGAUACCAUGGUUUGGUCGCUCCUCACUGGUUUACAGCAGGGAUCUCUUAGCCCAGGUCCAAGACACAGUCACUCUGCAAUGGUCUACCAGAGCUGCAUGUACCUGUUUGGUGGCUUGAAAGGCUUGAGAGAGCAGAGAGAUUUCUGGAAAUGGAAUCCUGCCACUUCCACAUGGACUUUACUCAAAACCAAGUCUGGACCCUCGAAAUUAAUUGGUCACUCAGCUGUAGCCUUCAAGGACAGCAUGCUUCUCUUCGGAGGAGGAGAAAGCCUGAACUAUCCAAAGAACUGUUUAUGGAGGUACAACUUCUCCACUCAUGCAUGGCGGCAAAUUACCACCCUGCCAGGAUCAAGCCCUCCAGAUAAGAUUCACCACUGUUGUGUUGGUCUGGGUCCGAAGUACUCAGCCGACACAACCAGCAUCUGCUCAGAAACCCACCCAAAGCUGCAACAUGAGAAAUGCAAGCCUUUUCAAAACAAAUGUUUUCCCGCCCCGCUCAAUUUUCUGGGUUUAGACGGCGCUAUAGAGAUGCAAACAUUCACCUUGGAGAAAUGUCACCUUAAAACUCUUAGUAAUGCAACCGAAUCGGACAAAAGUGUCUUACUGGAAAGAAGUGCACAUCGGAGCAGAACCUGUUUAACGUUUGAAAAUAAAGCCUUCAGUAAGCACUGGAGCUGCACGGAGGAGGAGUUGCUGGAAGAAGAGGAUCAAGAUAUGUCACAACAUUUGCCUGACCUGCUACUAGUGCUAGGUGGCAGACCGUGUUUUGGGCUUAAUCCUCUCUCAGUUUGGCAAAUGACUCUUUCUGACUCUUGACAGAAUCAAGAGCAUGCAGAAUGGGGUUGAAAACAGUGUUACAGUAUUUUAUCUCGUUGCCUGUAUUGUAAUGUUGACAGAUUUUAUUUUGACAAACCUUUUACUCCAUAUUCCUUUUUGAGUUUACAUCCUGUUGUAUAUCCAGGAAAAGAGGGUAAGUUUCAUUUUCAUUAUGACACAUUUGCAUUACCUUCCUUUUGGGAGCUUAUAAAGGGAAUUGUUUGUUUGUGAAUGCAAACUGUGUAGCCAUGGAUUACUAUGUAUUGCUUUCACGCAUACAGUCCUGUGAAAAAGAAACUACAAAACCAAUUUCAAGGAAGUCGGGACAUUGUGUUAAACAUAAUAGCAUUUAUUAUUAGCUCUAUUUUUAAGCAAAUAUUUAUAAACCUUUAAUUUUAUGGCUUCAACAUGUUCCAAAAAAGCUUGGACGGGUGGCAAAAACGACUGAGAAAGUUGAGGAAUGCUCAUCAAACAUCUGUUCGGAACAUCCCGCAGGUGAACAGUCUUAACUGGGAACAGGUGGGUGCCAGUAAGAGUAGAAAAGGAGCUUCCCUGAAUUGCUCAGUCAUUCACAAGCCAAGAUGGGGGAGGUUCACUGCAUUAAAAAUUCCAUCAAUGUUUAAAGGACAUCCCCUCAUGGGCUCAGGAACACUUCAGAAAACCAAAGUCAGUAAAUACAGUUCACUGCUACAUCUGUAAGUGCAACAGAACACUCUGCUAUGCAAGGCAAAAGGCAUUUAUCAACAACACCCAGAAACGCCGCCAGCUUCUCUGGGGCUGAGCUCAUCCAAGUGCAAAGUAGAAAAGUGUACUAUAGUUUGACAAGUCCACAUUUCAAAUUGGUUGGGGAAAUUUAGGACACCGUGCCCUCUGGACCAAAGAGGAAAAAAACCAUACGGGCUGUUGUGGGCGCAACGUUUAAAAGCCAGUAUCUGGAAUGGUAUGGGCCUGUGUAUGGGCAGGGGUAACCUACAUAUCUGUGAAGGCACCAUUAAUGCUGAAAGCUACUGACAGGUUUUAGAGAAACAUAUGCUGCCAUCCAAGCAGUGUCUUUUUCAUGGGACGCCCCUGCUUAUUUCAGGAAGGUAAUGCCAAACCACAUUCUGCAGGUGUUACCACAGCAUGGCUAUGUAGUAAAAGAGUGUGGGUACUAGACUGGCCUGCCUGCAGUCCAGACCUGUCUCCCAUUGAAAAAAAUGUAUGCCGCAUGAUUAAGCGCAAAAUAUAACAAUGGAGACCCCGGAUUGUAGAACAGCUGAAGCUACACAUCAAGCAAGAAUGGGAAAGAAUUCGACCCACAAAGGUUCAGUAAUUACUGUCCUCAAUUCUCAAACCUUGAUUGAAUGUUGUGAAAAGAAAAGGUGAUGUAACACAGUGGUAAACAUGACCUUAUCCCGGAUUUUUAUGAAUGGUGAAGCCAUAAAAUUCGAAGUUAAAAGUUUAUUUGCUAAACACAAAAGUUAGCAGUUUGAACGUUAAAUAUUUUUUCUUUUGUAGCCUAUUUAAUUAAAUGUAAAUGACCAUGAUUUGCAAAUCAUUGUAUUCUAUUUUAUAUUUAACACAACCUCCCAACACCAAUUGGAAUUAUAUGGCUUUGUACAUCCACUUUCAAAAUAAGGUUAUGUAUUAGAUCCAAAUCAAGUUGGAUCAAUCCAAAUCUAAACCGUACUCAUCGGGCUUUUCUGUUUCAGUUCACUGUUCAAGCACUCAUUCACGCAACACUAUUUUGGGUUGCAUACACACAGUUCUGAUAGCUUUCUGCUGUUGGUCAGGUCAAUGUCUUUGGUCUUUGUUAUGUUGGAGCAUGUGAACAAAUAUGUAUCUCUGGUCUGGGCCUAAAAUGGAUGAAUACGUGAUAUUAAGUUGCACAUUUGUUCCUUGUUCAUGUUAAUGUUUACAUCGAUAUCAUCAGGCCAAAAUUGGCCCACUAAAGAGCAUAUGGUUGAAAUUACAACCUGCUUGGA